CUAAAGGCUGGGUUAGUUUAGGCACUGGAGGAGUGGCAACAACAAUACUAGGCAUAGAGCGAAUCGUUUACUGAAAAUCUGAGAGAGCAGUGGAGACCCAUUGCCCCGUCGCUUGCACAAUGAGUGUUAGCACACCUAAAUUGUUACCAUCUUCAGGGAAGAAAUCCAUUCAUGAUAUCUUCCAUCCUCUCUCCUGCGAGGAGGCAGCGCUAACAACACCCAGCCCAGAGCUACAGAACACCAGCAGCAUAGGGGACAAGGACUUCGGUUUGCCGAACGGUACCCCAGUGGACACAUCCAGCCCUGCGUCCUCCUCUUCCUUGCUCAACAGACUGCAGCUAGAUGAUGACCUGGAUGGAGAGACCAGGGACCUUUUUGUCACAGUUGAUGACCCCAAAAAGCAUGUCUCCACUAUGGAGACUUACAUCACUUAUAGAGUCACCACUAAGACCACCAGGACAGAGUUUGAUUUGCCCGAGUACUCUGUACGUCGCCGGUACCAGGACUUCGAUUGGCUGAGGAAUAAACUGGAGGACACACAGCCAACACAUAUCAUUCCACCACUGCCAGAAAAGUUUGUAGUGAAAGGGGUUGUUGACCGCUUCUCAGAAGAGUUUGUGGAGACUCGGCGGAAGGCCCUUGACAAGUUUUUGAAAAGGAUAGCAGAUCAUCCUGUCCUCUCUUUUAAUGACAAUUUCAAUGUAUUCCUCUCUGCAAAGGAUCUCAAUUCUUAUAAAAAACAAGGCAUGGCUUUGCUGUCGAAAAUGGGAGAAUCCGUGAAGUAUGUCACCGGAGGCUACAAGCUGAGGAGUAGACCCUUAGAGUUUGCAGCUAUGGGGGAUUAUCUGGACAUGUUUACACAGAAGCUGGGAACUAUUGACAGAAUAGCACAGAGGAUCAUUAAGGAGCAAGCAGAGUAUCUAGUGGAGUUACGGGAGUAUGGCCCUGUAUACUCAAGCUGGGCCUCUGGUGAGGGGGAGCUGCGAGAGCCCCUGGAGGGGGUGUCGAGCUGCGUGGCCAACUGCAGCACAGCACUGGAGGAGCUCACAGAGGACAUGAAUGAGGAGUUCCUGCCUGUGUUCCGGGAGUACGUCCUCUACAUUGAGUCCAUGAAGAAUGUUUUGAAGAAAAGGGACCAAGUCCAAGCAGAAUAUGAGGCCAAGUUGGAGGCUGUGGCUUUCAGAAAAGAGGAACGGGCCUGUGUACCUACAGAUGUUGAAAAGUGCCAAGACCGGGUAGAGUGCUUUAACGCAGACCUAAAGGCUGACUGGGAUCGGUGGCAGAACAACAAGAGGCAGGACUUCAGGCUGCUGCUCACAGGAAUGGCUGACAGAAACAUCCAGUAUUAUGAAAAGUGCCUUGCAGCGUGGGAGUCCGUCAUUCCACUCUUACAGGAUAAACCGGAUAGCAAAGGAGAAAUGCCUUCAUAAUUGCCCCCCUGCCCUUCCCACCCACUUCACCUGUUUCCUGGGUACGGCCUGUCUGCGUCCACAAAGUGCACAUGAUCACUACACUUCACUCUCAUAUGCCUCUAUGUGCUUUUCAGGGACAUCGACUUGGAAGGGGGCUCAGUGCGAACUUAUUCAAGGAGUGUGUUUUUUGCUGAAUGUGUUUUUAUAUUUCUAAAAUCCAAGCCAUGUACUACGAACCCACCCUUCAGCUGUGUGAAGUGGACAGUUUUAUUUCAUUUUAUUUAAAACGCUGGGUGAGUAAACAUAUUGGAUUUAACGCUUCAAAGAGUCGGGAUUAAAGUUUUGGAGGUUUGUGAAGUUUUAAAGCAAAUCUCCAGUGUGCAUUAUUUAUUUUUGACCCUUGAAAUGUGCAAAACUGAUGUAUUCAGUUCCAAUGAAAUGAAGUAAAAAUGAGCUGGGGUGUACUUGGUGCAGAGAAUAUGGAAUAGUGCUGUUUUGAAAGGUUUCUGUGUAAUAUCUUUGGGAAAAUUGUGCUCUCGCAGUUUGUGCAAAUAUCUGAAAUGUGCACUAUGAUUAUACUUUUAUGGCCAAAGAUUGCCGAAACAGAGAGAUGGUAUGUUGUAUAUAGUCUAGUGGCCAAAUGGCAGCUCAUCACCAUUUUAUGUAGAGUAUCAGAGGUUCUAGGAUUCCCAGAUUUUCCUGUUUCUUUAAGACACUCAAACAUGAGGCAAGUCUAAUUGCACCAUGAGCUAAGGUUGUGUAAAACUGUCACCAGUAUACAUGGCUAGUACCUGGUUUUGCAUAGCUCUGUAUCAAAUACAAGUGCACUCAAUUUAUACCAACAUGGCAGACUGCAGUGUCCAACUUGACAAUAUAAAAUAGACCAGUGUUGAGUUAAUUGUACUAAACUGCCAGAAAUAUCAAAUUCUGAAAAAUUGGUGCAGUAAGUUAAGAGUUGAUUGAAGUGGAGGGGGGUGGGGCUUCAGAUUUGUAAGCAUACCUCAGAUAGUCAGUAAUGUGACCAGAUUGAACUUGAAGCAAUAUAGUUUAGGAGUACAGGCAAGGGUUAACAUGGAUUUGACAAUUGGAACCAAAUUGUUUUCUCUCUCUUUAAAAAUCUGAUUUGUUCAGGAUGUAAAAUACAGAUUGGUUAUUCCUAUAAUAAUAAUAAUAAUAAUAAUAAUAAUAAUAAUACAAAAAAAUAUUGAAAUAGAACUCUUGAUUUGGAAAUGUCUGACUUUAAAAGAAAAUAACAAGGGGACUGUCUUGCAGCCACAGUAAUAACUGACUACUAACAGACUAAAUAGAUGGUUAUUUUAGGAUGUAAACAUAUCUGAAAGUGAGAAAACACGUCUUCCAAGACAUGACACUGAAGUUUUUGACAGUUUAUCAGCUUAAAAGAAUACUUUCUAAUUUUGUAAAAGCAACAUUUUUGGAUUUUUUUUUUCAUCUUUAUUUGAAAAUGAUGGAUUUUCAUUUUGUUUUAAACGUGUGUCUCUUUAAAGAUUCGUUUUUUUUUUUUUUUUUUGAAAUCUGUUAGGCUGCAAUGAAUAGAGAAAGGCAGUCUUUCCCCACUGCACAAUCUAUUCGUGAGAGAAUUCUUUACACAAACAGCACAAGACUUAUUUGAUUUCUGAACUGAUAAAAUCGAUACCAAUUCAAAACUCAAAUCCGCAAUUAUCAGGGUAGUAGUGAAAAUGAUACAAAACUUUAAAGGCGCACACACCUUUUUUUUUUUUUUUUUUUGGUCUCUUCUCUCUCUGCUGUUUGUGUAGAUUAAAUGUACAAGUAUAACUAACUGACCCUGCAUACAGUAAGGGAACAUCAUUGACAAACAUUAAAAAAAAAAUAAUAAUAAAAAUAAAAUCCCAUACAUGAACCUUUUUUUGUUUAAACCCUGAUGCUGAUUUGAUGUUUUCAAAUCUUAAGAUAUUAAAUUUAAGUUAAGACAUCUAAGUUAAAUAUUGCAAAACUAAAGAGGUUUGAAGGGAAAGCAUUGAUCUUGACAAACAAACUGCAAUUUUUUAAUCAGAAACGGAACAACUGGCUUUUUAUGGAUAAUACAAUUUCAACUUUAUACAGGCUGUUUCCAUCACGUAAUCCCCCAUCGUUAAUGCCAUGCAGAUAACCCUAAAUAAUAACACAGUCUGAUCACAUAGAUACAAUACAAAUGUCUAAGCUAGCAUUUAGGUUUUUUUAUAACAUGCCAUUUUGUAAUAUAUACCUGGAAACAUUUGACUGUUUUACAAAAAAGCAAAACAAAAUUAUUUCAAUACACAUUUAUUUUUUUAAACUUGUAACCUGCACUAGAACAGGAUAUUGUAUAACCAAACCGGAAAAGUGAACUGCAUGUGUCCCUUGUGUGUUUUUUUUAAUCUUGAGAAGGAAGAACUUGUAAUAUGUUUUUAAAGACGUAUUGCUAAACUGAGAUGUUUGUUGCACUACAGAAAUUAAUAAUUACUUUUUUUUUUUUUACCACUCCAAACACUUUGUAACCUGUCUACAUGGAACUGUUUUGUAGCAUAUGUAUUAGUGUGCAAGAGUACAGGUUUUAUAUUUGACUUUUAUAAAUAACUUCUGAGGAAAAACUAAAUGGUUUGUUAUAGUUUAACCUCUGCGUAUAUGAUUAGAGUGGUUGAAGUUUUGGAUGAAGUGUAAAUAAGUAACUAAACAGGAAAGUAUGACAUUUCAAGCUGAAUGCAAACUUUUUUUUUCCAGAUUUUUUUAUUUUAUUUUUACAGGUCAUCUAUUUGAGCUGCGCUCCACUGGAGUUCAUAGAUAAAUACUUAUGCCAGCAUUUGAAUGGUUUCCUUAAGGCCAGGUAGAAACACAUCGUGUUACGUAUACUUUUCUGAGUAUUGAGCUUUUUCUGUCUUUUCAAGUCCAAUUUAUUUUGAAUUAAUAUGUACACUGUUAAAUAAGAUAGGGUUUAUUUAUUAUCACACAAGUAGGAUUCUGUAUUAUAAUGCCGAAUCCCUCAAGUGUUUGAUAUGCAAAUGAAAUCCCUGGCAUGUGUUUAAGUGUUAUUGAUUGACAUGGGUCCAAAACUUUUUUUUUUUUCAUUGUGUAAUCUUCCUCACAUUAAAAUACAAUUUUGUGUACCAGCUGCUUAAGGUUACAUUGGUUAACAUUGAAUGCAAAUGUUUUGACACAGAACAGAUAUUGUUCCACAUGCUUUGGAUUAAGUCUGCCACAAGUUGUGGCAGUGAUGUGUAGAUAUCUGUUAUAUAUUGCAUAAUCUGCCAGAGAUAAUAGGCUACCCCUCUCUUUCAGAAAUCUGAUAAGGCAACAGUCCCAUAACGGUAAAUAGCAAUCAGAUUGUGGCUAUGCUGAUUUGUAUGCAUGUUUGUUAAUCAGUAGGAAGAACUGUUAAAUACUGAAACUUUAAAAGUGAAGAUUUAAUACUGCAAUGCCUACAGUAUUAUUGCAGUGUUGCAGGUGAAGGCGUACACUGAAAUGUAAAGAGAAUGCCCUUAUACUUUUGUCAUUAAAUAAGUGCCUUUUGAGGUAUUAAAUUGCAGGCAUGUCAUAUUACUCUUCAAGUUACACAUUAGGAUGAGCUGUAGUGGACCCUACCAGUUUGCCUAAGUUAUAGUAUCAGAUGCCACAUAUUUAUUUAUUUUUGUUUUUAAGGCUGACUGUGUGGCCUCAUAUUUAUUUGUUGAGGGAUGCAGGAGACAUUAUUCUGUUGCUAAGGUUACUGUCCAAAAUUUGCAGCUAUAAAGCACUUAAUGCUAAAAGUAGAUUUUGUAGAUUGUAUAAUCACUAUUAUCCAAAAAGAAUCCCCCAGCAACUGAAACACACAUCUUCUGAAACAGUGUUCUUGCCAAUCUCAUUUUUUCACACUGUGGAUCCAGAGGACAGCACAGAUCUGAAUGGCUCCACUGCAGACCUGUUGUGAUCCACAGGGGUUGCUGGUGCAUGGUGAACUGUAAAUUGCCCUGCCAAGCUAAUCUCUCCAUACUGGGUGGAACUCUGCCAAUUGUGUGCUGCUUGUAGGAACCCCUGGUCACAGUUAGCACUGACCAGAUUUGAACCUGUGAUCUCUAGGCUAUAGGGCACAAGCUGCACUCCAGGCAGCGCACCUUUACUGGACGCACCACUUGGGAGCUGCCACUCUUGUUCUCUCUUGCAGAAACCCUUACAUGCUAUAAUACUUGGGUGUCCUCAUAGCUGGCUGAAGGUACUGUAUAGUCUAUAAUCCUUAAACUGUUUAUUUUGUAGUGCAGGAACAGGGAGAUUUGUGGUGUCCAGAUAAUAGCUCUUUUGCUUCUGAAUUGUUGACCCCCCCCCCCCCCCCCCCCGCAACUGAAUAUGUAAGUAACACUACACGUUCGGGUUAUGGUGUAAUAACGUUUUAAAAGGCAGCAAACAUUGUCUUACAACUUGUGAGAAUGUUAUGCUAACAAGUUUCAUGGUAGCAGGCAGGGAAUGUGCAUCUUGUAACAGGAAAGAAUGACUUCAACUGCAAUACAACAAGCGAAUUGUGGAAAUGUUGUUCUGUGAAAUUAAUGGUAAGGAAAUGUUUUAAACCCUUGGUUAUUAUAAUUUUAAUCCAGACAGGUGAAGUCUUGUUACCUUGGAUAGAUGCUGGAAGCUGUAAGCGUUGGUGCAUUGCUGUGUGUGUAAUAAAUUUGAGCGCUGUGGCUUUCAUUACUACUUUAUCAGUUGUCUGGACUUGAGCCGUGAUGCUCUCCUGUAUAUAAAACUGUUCACGUCAUGUAAACUCCCAGUUAACUGCAUUCUUUGUUUCGAUGUGUUGUCAAGUUUUGCAAACCAGUUUUCAUUCAUCUAGAGAUACUGCAGUCUUAAAACCAUCAGAUCAUGAGACUAAUACCUGCAACUUACGCAAGGUUGAUUUAAAAUGUGCCUACGUUUUCUGUACCUGUUACUUGUUAAAUAGUUUGUGAAUCAAGGCUUCUUACAUUUUGAUGAUGACUCCUAUAUUUCUAAGCCAGCUACACCUCCAAGACCUAAGUUCACUUUUGUAUAUAUUGUGUUUUAAAUUAAUGUGAUUUUCAUAAGUUACAUUUUGUAGAGCUUUAGAUUAAAUUGGUUCCUCAUUAUUUUGCUGUUCGUCCAUUAGUUAAAAAAAAAAA
Molecule: messenger RNA, 6511 nt
Organism: Polyodon spathula (Mississippi paddlefish)
Lineage: Eukaryota; Metazoa; Chordata; Actinopteri; Acipenseriformes; Polyodontidae
Product: sorting nexin-30-like
Exons: 9
Coding region: 120-1430 (436 amino acids)
Molecular function (GO): phosphatidylinositol binding
Source: RefSeq, a predicted model, not a curated record